Misgurnus anguillicaudatus (oriental weatherfish) is the source of this 3126-nucleotide messenger RNA. NCBI's taxonomy places the organism in Eukaryota, Metazoa, Chordata, Actinopteri, Cypriniformes, Cobitidae. The record is from RefSeq and is a predicted model, not a curated record.
CAUAAAAAGCUAAUCUGUAUCAUUUUUUAAAUUAUUCUGAGGUUUUAUCUGUUAAAUAGUUUGUGUUAUUCUUCACAGUAUGGCUAUUUUAUUCAUUUUCUUUCUUUUUCUUGUUAUUAUUUUGUAUAUUAUUACAUUUUCAACGUUUUUAUCAUCGUGUGUUUGUGUGUGUAUUUCUACACUAUCUAUCUUGUUAUUUGUGUAUUUCUUAGUUAGGGUAAGUACAAAGUGAAACUACUGUGAAUAUUAGCUCUGCUCAUGAAUAUUAAUUAGGCUAAUGGUUACCUUCAUUGAUGCUAUUGGUUCUCUUCAGUGACGAUCCGCCCACAUGAUCGACUACUUAACGCGUCUCUGGGAUUUAAACGUCAUUUUUUUAUCGUUUCCCGUCUUUCUCACAAUUAUUUUCCAGCUCUGAUUUAUUCAUUUAAAUCAGUUGAUGGUGUUUGUCACUGAGGAUUUUUAACUACUAAGGCUGCAGUUUGAAUUUACAGUUACCUGAAGUGAAGUCAGAAUGAUGAACUUUGGUCUCGUGACUAAAGAAAAACAGCCAGUUCCUCUGAAGAGCAUCAGUGUUGAGGUGCAGGUGAAGAGUCAUGUAGCUACAGUCACCUCCACUCUGCAGUAUGUGAAUGAGGAAGAGCGCCACCUGGAGGCCUUGUUUGUGUUUCCUCUGCCUGCUGAUGCUGCUGUCUGUCACUUCAGUGCCAAGAUCGGAGAUCAGGAGAUUGUGGCAGAGGUUCAAGAGAGACAAACUGCGAGGUAUUGGUAUGAUAAUGCUGUGAGUUCGGGUCAGCAGGCGUUUCUGUUGGAAGAGAGUGAAGAAAGUUCUGAUGUGUUCAGUCUGAGUGUUGGGUGUCUGUCACCGGGUCAGAACGCUGACAUCACCAUCACAUACAUCACUGAGCUCUCUGUGCAGGCCGACCACUCGCUGCGCUUCUGUCUGCCUGCUGUACUCAACCCCAGAUACACACCAGCAGGUUCAGAUGCUGGAAUAGUUUCAGAGAUUUCGUCAUGUGAUUCUGUUCCCUACACUUUGACUCUUAGUGUUCAUGUGAGCUCUCCAAACCCCAUCUCCAAACUAGAGUCCAACUGUACUCUGGAUCCUCUUGUGUUCCUCAACUCUGAUCACACUCAGGCAACGGUGAAUCUGAGUUCUGGUCACAAGUUUGAUAAAGAUGUUGAGUUGUUUCUGUACUAUCAGAAUACCCAUCAGCCCACUGCUAUAGUGGAGGCAGGAGUGAACACUGCAAAACCAGGUUCUCUGAUGAGUGACUCAGUGGUGAUGAUAAGUUUGUACCCAGAAUUCCCAAAGGAAGUGAUGUCAUCAUUAGCAACUCAAGGCGAGUUUGUUUUUGUGAUUGACAGAUCAGGCAGUAUGGCCUCUAUGAUGCAUAAUGGGGAAGGAGCACAAAUCCGUAUAGAAAGCGCAAAGGAAACUCUGCUGUUACUGUUGAAGAGUCUGCCCAUGGGCUGUUACUUUAAUAUCUAUGGAUUUGGUUCUCAUUUUGAGUCCUUCUUCCAUCAGAGUGUUGUGUACAAUCAGGACACAAUGGAUCAGGCACUGAAGAAAGUCAAUGAAAUGCGAGCAGACAUGGGCGGCACAGAGAUUUUACAGCCCCUAAAACACAUCUACAGUCAACCCUGUUACCCUGAACACCCCAGACAGUUGUUUGUCUUCACUGAUGGAGAGGUGGGGAACACUAAAGAGGUUCUGGAUCUUGUGAAACUUCAUGCUCACUCUCACAGGUGUUUCUCAUUCGGGAUUGGUGAGGGUGCAAGUACCGCCCUCAUCACAGGAAUGGCCAAAGCAGGAUCUGGACACGCCCAGUUCAUCACAGGCACAGACCGCAUGCAACCCAAAGUGAUGGAGUCUCUCAGGUUUGCUCUUCAGCCUGCAGUGAACAAGAUCUCAGUACAGUGGAAAGUACCAGAUGGCAUUACUGUUGACACACUGUCUCCACCCAUCAAUGUGCUCUUCCAGGGUCAAAGGUCACUCAUUUAUGCCCAACUUAAAGGACAGAGUUCAGAAAGCUCUGAAGGAUCAGUGAUAGUUCAAUACAACCUGAAAGAUCAACAAGUGACAAACCAGCUUCACUUCUGCCUUAAACCAACUGAGGACACUGGGUUGUCCAUCCAUCGUCUGGCGGCCCGGUCUCUGAUCCGCCGUCUGGAGCAGGAGGAGAGGACAGGAGGUGUAGAUGUGGAGGAUAUCAGGAGGAGGAUGGUGGAGAUCAGUGUUGAAGCAGGAGUGAGCAGUGUUCAUACAGCCUUCAUUGCCAUUAAUAAACACAACAGAGAGGCUGUGAAAGGACCUCUAAUACAGAGAAGAGUACCAACACAAGGGAUGCGCCGGCUAAACAUGACUCAAUCAAGUUUAGAGUGCGUGUCCACGAUGGGUAAAUGUGCAAUGGGGCCCGUGCUGAGGAGGCCUAUGCCCAUGAUGGCUAAUCCAUGUGCAAAAUCUGAUCUCCAUGAUGAUCCUUUACUUCAGCUGAUUUCUCUUCAAAAGGCUUCAGGCUGCUGGGAACUGAACGCUGCUUUGGCUCGAGUGUUUGGAAAGACUGAAGAUGAGCUGACCAAUCAGAAACCAGCACAGGUGGAUGGGUCAGUGUGGGCCACUCUUCUGUCUCUCAUCUGGUUAUACGGCUAUAAAAUACAGCAACAGAUUGAGUGGCAGUUUGUGGCCAUGAAGGCGGCGUCAUGGAUCGGCUCUCAGAACGUGGUCAGUCUGUCUCAGUGUGUGUGUGAUGGGAAUCAUCUACUGGGAUGUCAGGUGAAAGAAGAAACUUUGGGAAUCUGAAAACUUCACUGUUUCUACUUUCUGUGAUGUCAGAAGAGCAAAUUGCUUAUAUAGUCAUGUUUUAUAUCAUUUAGUUGAUAUUAUUUGCUGUCAAAUGGAAUCACAUUUGCUCAAAAAUUUAAAUGAUCCUGUAAGGAAAAAUAUUAAUAUAUAUUCAUCCGUUUGGCCCAAUGGCGGAAACCAACCGGCAUGACAAAGGGUCAUGAGCAUUUUGUCUUUUCUGGUGCUUGCAGAUGACUAUUUAACAUUUUUUUUGCUAUUCUGAAAUAAAAUUGAAACUUUCUAAAUAAAUUAAAAGCAUCUCAAUAAAAAAGACAUUUCUUCUG